This is a messenger RNA of Eurytemora carolleeae, 1201 nucleotides long. RefSeq lists its product as uncharacterized. The transcript is spliced from 17 exons. Gene Ontology annotation, molecular function: protein binding. Lineage: Eukaryota; Metazoa; Arthropoda; Copepoda; Calanoida; Temoridae. The record is from RefSeq and is a predicted model, not a curated record. Bases 28 to 1128 code for a protein of 366 amino acids.
UAAUAUAAAUCAGCGUUUGAAGAAAAAAUGCGUGAAAUAUUUGGUUUGAUGGCGUUGCUGCAGCUGAUGCAGAUGAACAGCUGGGUAGAAUCCAAGAUGGAGGACGUUUUUAGUUCAACAGCUGAGUUAGCAAAUCUUCACUCAGUGGAGAAAGAACUGUUACAGUACAUAAAAGAAUACAAAAAAGAGCUCGAGGAGAGCAUCAAGAAGAUAAAAUCAUCAGAUGAUCUUAGUCUACCUAUUAUUCACCCAAAGUUCGAAGAAUUGGUUGAGGGGCUUCCUGAGCUGAGUGAAGUGGAAGGAGGAGGAAAUGGGAUUUUCUUGUUGCAGGAAGUGUAUCAGCUGAACUCAAGUUUGCUGAGUGAAGGAAAAGUAAGAUUAAACGAAGAAGAAUAUUCAGCAAAGCAUUCACUUGCUUAUGCAGACAUUGAAUUUGUUGCCAAACUUGCUUAUAACAGAGGAUUUUAUGAUCGUGCAGUGGAAUGGUUUACACUGGCCGCUAGUAAACCAAUGCAUAAGAAGGAAAAACUCCGAGUGACCAAGCUCCUUGCAACAACUAUAAAGAAGCAUGAUCUGGUUUUAGAUAGAAAGGGAUCUGAGGGGUCAAGUAGAUCAGAAACAUGGCGGACCAAUCCCCUUCCCUUCGAUCCAAAUCUCAGAAAGAAGAAAAAAUUCAAGAAAACAGCAGCAAAACAGCCAGCAGAUCAGGAAAGCAAAGAUUGGGAAAACUUUAAUAGAUUAUGUCGAGGAGAAUAUAAAGAGGAUAAAUCUAACAAGGAUCUGAAGUCCUACUAUCUGCACUAUCAGAACCCGUAUCUCAUGCUCGGGCCUUGGAAGUUAGAUGUACAAAGCAACUUUCCUUUUAUUGCGGUUUUUAGGGGAUUUCUGUAUGACGAAGAGAUGAACCAUUAUACUGACUAUGCAAUGAACAAACUAUUUAGAUCUGAAUAUGGUGGUUCAGUAAGUCAGGGUGGAACUAUAAAAGGAGUUCAAAGAACAAGUAAACAGGCCUGGUUGCAUGAACAUGAUUUUCCAGAUACUACUGAUAACAAUACACACUGGAGUAUAGGACCUUACCACACUACAGAUCAGAUGAUUGUAUUGAAUACUGUUGGAAGAAAGGUAUAAAGUUUUAUUUGCACAAUUCUUGCAAAUUACAUUUAAUUCUUACAAAAUACAUUUAUUACUUUUUCUUCUUCAU